Molecule: messenger RNA, 1113 nt
Organism: Dalotia coriaria
Lineage: Eukaryota; Metazoa; Arthropoda; Insecta; Coleoptera; Staphylinidae
Gene: Osi23
Product: DUF1676 domain-containing protein Osi23
Exons: 4
Coding region: 97-933 (278 amino acids)
Cellular component (GO): membrane
Source: RefSeq, a predicted model, not a curated record
UAAUGUGACAUUCAGUUGCAUUGUUUCGAUCUUGGUAAACAGUCGACAUAUUAAAAAAUAUUUCUUAGAAUUCCAUAUUUUUCGGAGUAUUAAAAAAUGCUUUUCUUCAUCUUGUUUCUCUCGACCAUAGUAAGUGCCGAAGAAGUGCCCAGUCGGUUGGAUAAUGUGACCGCUUCGCGUGAAUGGAUGCUGGAGGUCCUGCGCGCUGGUAAAAUGGUGGUCGCCGGCUGCAACAAGAAAUUAUCGAUCCCCGCCACGGGCGAAGAACUGCUCGCCUGCGUGGAAGCGCGCAUGCUGCUUGCAAUGGACCGACUUCUCUCUAGCGAUGUCCUCGAGCUGCCUUUCGGCGCUAAAUUAAUCAAAAACCAUAAUAUUGAUGAAGAUGCGACAAAUACGACACUCAACAAGACCGCACAGCUUUUCGACGCUAGGCGUCAGCGUGCCGCUUCGUGGAGCGUGGACUUAUUCAACGAGACUUUAAGUAGAGCGGCGCGAUUGCUGCGCACGCACUCCUUGCAAAUUCCGCUGCCGAGGAAUGUCAGCUUUGAUAUUUUCGAAGGACGUAGACGUCAUCGUCAGAAGAACGACAUGAUGGGCUUGAUGUUAUUUGGAGUGAUGGCAAUGUCAGUGAUCGCAAUUCCAUUGGGUUUCCAGUUUCUAGCCGUUCUAGGUGGCAAGGCACUUAUGUUGGCGAAACUGGCACUAAUCCUGACCUCGAUACAGGGUCUCAAAAAGAUCGCUACCAGCAAUUUCAGCUAUGGGCUUUAUCAUAGUCCAGGCAGAUAUCAUUAUGAUCGAAGAUGGCAACCACCACAACCUGAAGCCGAACAACCAGGAUUGUUUGAUGCUUUCGACAUGUCACCCGAAUCACCGGCCUUGGACGCCAUCAGACCAAGGAUCAGUUUUCCUGAACGCCAAGCAGCAAUGCAAUAAUAAAUGACUCACAAAUCAACAGGUUUCUGAUACAGAUGUAAUUAUUUUGAUUAUUUUUCUACAGCACAUUUAUUUAUUUAUUUAUUUAUUUAUUUAUUUGUAAUUUAAAUAUUUACGAAAAAUGAUUUUUAUUGAACGAAGUAGAAUAAUUGAUUAUUAAACGCGCACAUAGCAGACAAA